UAUUGUACUACCUCUGUGUGUUGAGAUCAAUGAUCCCUAAGGACCAGAAAACUCUACCAAAAUCAAGCCUUGGAUAUCAGUGUAGGUUACUUGUACAUUCCGCGUUAUAAAGUAUAGAUAUAGCCAAUAGUUGUGAAUUUUUUUAACGUUUAUUAUAUAAGGGGUUUCACGGUGUAUCAGGAUGGAUGCGGGUACGGAAAAUGUUGUUGUGGAGGAUAUGCAAAAAUCAUUCAGAUGGUAUCACGGUGACGAUAUGGCUGGUGAACGAAGUGUUAUCGUUGGUAGCUCGCAUACAAACCAGAGGAUAGAGUGUUGGUGCAUAGCGGCAUGGAAAGAUAAAUUUUGUCAAAUGGAAGAGCAAGGGAUUUUCUCAACAGCAGACGGUAUUCAUGUAAGUUGCGUCAGAUUCUGUUUUAUGCAACUUAUUCAGCAUGAAUUGGACUUAAUACGGGCAGAGUGGAAUACUCAUUAUAUAAGGAGGCAGACACGGGAAGGAACACCUUGUGGAAAACCAGACAUUUUAUAUUUGUAUCCAGAAUUAUAUGGAACUUAUGACUACAAAUUCCCAGUUGAAGAGGCAGACUGCGAGUGCCUGGGUGAUAACUGCGACGUUCCAUCUAGCACUGGAAUAGACGAAGAACUAGAAGGAAGAUUUCUUCAAAUGAUGGAACUGGAUGGAAUGCGUAUGCCAGAUACAUUAGCUGAAGCCAUCGACUUGCUCACCUGGCUAAUAAGCAAACUUGACUAACUGCUUGAGCAGAAAUGACAUUCCAUUAAAGGCAUUCGUUCUAAAGAUUUACUGACAGUGGGGCGGUUUCGUCGGUCGUGUCCUUUACUUAAUAGAAAAAAUAAAGAUGCUGAUUUGUUAUAAAGUUUUAUAAAUUCAAAUCAAUUCCUUGUGAUUCAUGAAGUAUAAAGUCUCAACUUCCAUGUUCUUUUUUAUACGACAAUUGACAGUCGCAUGUUCUCUCUAAGAAAUCGUUGGAAAUAGUGAAAGUUGAAAAGUAUUCUGAGCAACAUCUGUUGUUGUGAUUUCUGGCUAACUGUUUCUUUCAAGCAAACAGCGAAAUAGGCCCAACAUUAAAGUGACUUUUUGGUGCUACGUAGGAGCCUACAAAGCAAGCCUAGAAAAAAGCAACAAUUUGUGUAUCAUAGAUCUGUAUUCCCUUCAAAACAACCAAUAAAUAGUUUUGUAAAUGAUACAUGAAAUCUAUCAACAACUG
Molecule: messenger RNA, 1223 nt
Organism: Mercenaria mercenaria
Lineage: Eukaryota; Metazoa; Mollusca; Bivalvia; Venerida; Veneridae
Exons: 4
Coding region: 182-748 (188 amino acids)
Source: RefSeq, a predicted model, not a curated record